AUGAUUCAGGUUGAAAACAAUCAAGUUCUGCUAUUCAAAAUCAACAGAUUACCACAAACUUCAAAGAUCCUUGGGGCGGAGCUUCAUUACCUUCAUUCUUCUUGCCAGGAAAUUCAGUGCAAUCAUUCUGACAAAAAAGGCAGACGUUCACCCAGAUAUCUGCACUUCUGCUUUCACCAGUCGGUCGCAAACCAACCACUGCAGCUCAUCGGGAGCAGGCGUAUCUUCACAAGACCCAACAGAUGGAUGGUAAUCGAGCUCAACAAUUCGGUAAUACUCAGCAGUGAAGCACAGAUCAAAUUCUCAGUUACCUUGUCGCCACCUUCUAAAUGCCGCAUGCAACCAGUAUCCAGACAGUGUACGCAAAGCUCAUUUUUUCGACAGAACGGUGCAUUUAUGGUAAUUUACUUGAGGGAGGAACACCACUCUAUCCGAACGUUAUCACCCCCGCGGAACGCCGUCUUCAACCUCGGCAGCGACAUCACCGGAAGCGUGCACCUCACAACUAUUGUGCCAAACUUGAACAAAUCCAACGAACAGGUCGCCAAAAGAAGAGAACUGCAGAAAAACAGUGAACCAGUAUAUCAACAGCCAGGCAACAGCCACGCCCUGUUUCAGCGGAUUCGAGCAAACGGUCAAAAGAGAGCAGAUAUCAAUGAAACAAUAUGCGAAGAAGACGGAACGGUGAUUCAUUUCGUCAAUUGUCGUCUUGAACGUCCAGCUGAGCCCAUUCAAGACAACCGCUGGAAAGACCAAGCGGAACUGAAUGAAACGUCGACACUAACCCGCCAUCAAAAACGGAAAACCAGCAUGAUAUAUCAACCCUACACCACUAUAAGUGCGCAAGAAGGCUAUGCAAAAAGUAUCAUGUUAUCAGCCCAGUAUCCGUCGCAUCUAAGGUGCUCUUCAGCAUUAUUUUGCUCAGUACCACCCCUUCAAACAUCCGACGUUCGUCGUCUUUCUGAAUCUGAAGACUAUUUUUUAUUCUGCCGAUCGUCAGAAACUGUGGCGACCGAAGGUGUCCGUUCCAAGUUUAUAUCCCUAAUGAGGGUACUGUAUGUGAACCAUUGUGGGCGCGUGCGAGUAUACGGGAAGUUUUCGCCUGAGUUCACCACGUCCAGUAGUGUUAGACAAUGCUGUCCUCCUUCACCUUCCCCCGUCAAAUUUUUCAUCGAUUUGCUGCAUGAAAUUCCUUUGCAUUGUGAAGAGGGCCUACAAAACUGGGUGGGAUCAGACCCAAACCUGAUGCUUGCAGAAGAGCCAAUCGAAUUGCUGGAGAUGGGAUUGUCUCUCGAAUCGAGAGGGCCAGUACAGCCUUUGCUAAUCUCCGACACCUAUUGCGCCCACGUGACGUCAGUUUUCUGUCAAGGCGGUGCGAUCCAUACUGCUUCAUGGGUUAGAAACCUGGCCUCGAUGUUCAGAGAACAUACGCUAUCAGUGAGUGUUUUCAAAGCACUGGUUGAGUCUGGUGGGAAAAUCGGAUUAGUUAUGCUGAGGUACGCCAGGU
Messenger RNA from Opisthorchis viverrini, 1507 nucleotides. RefSeq lists its product as hypothetical. The record is from RefSeq and is a predicted model, not a curated record. The annotation marks the transcript as partial. The transcript has 10 exons. NCBI's taxonomy places the organism in Eukaryota, Metazoa, Platyhelminthes, Trematoda, Opisthorchiida, Opisthorchiidae.